Molecule: messenger RNA, 1662 nt
Organism: Fusarium verticillioides 7600
Lineage: Eukaryota; Fungi; Ascomycota; Sordariomycetes; Hypocreales; Nectriaceae
Exons: 1
Coding region: 606-1439 (277 amino acids)
Molecular function (GO): proteasome binding
Source: RefSeq, a predicted model, not a curated record
GCCGGACUUAUCGGUACUCGCCAAGAAUUCCGUAUUCGCUAUUUCCGAUAGUAUAAUCAUCACUGUAAAUUCUUCAGUGCCUUAGUUAAGGUAGAUCUGCUUAGAGGGUGGCGCCCGAGCAGGCAGUGCAAGUGACGUAUUACAAAGCAGACGCCGAAAGUCCCCGAACACGAUAGCAUCACUCAAUCAAUCUACGCGACACAAACCUACAAUCGCCCUCUUGCUUACCAACUCUACACCUAUAAAACAAUUAUCUCCCCAUACAAUCUUAUCUUUUCCCAUCACGUCAUUCUACAUACUAUCGCAGACUUAAACUCACACUUAGCACUUCUUUCAACAACCGUGACAAUAACGUCUCCAACGAAUCCAUCGCCACUCCGCUGCUGUACAAACAUGGCAGACUCUCCCAUGUCCGACAGCGAGCAGUCCUGGCUCACACUCUCAAUCGCACACCGAAAACAACUUACGAACUGUCAUUCCCCGAAGACGCAACCAUCACAGAUCUCUUCAACGAGAUCGAAGCGAGUCUCGACAUCCCCGUCGCAAACCAAAAGAUCAUCGCCCCAAAGACUCCCCUCCUCAAAGCACCCUUCAAGAACCCCGACAUGCCCCUCCUCGACCUCAAGGGCAAACAUCUAACGCUCAUGGGCUCUGGCGCUGCGGAGAUCCAGCAGGUGCAGGAUAUGGCCGAGCGCGUUGCGAAGCGCAAUGCUGCGAGGAUGGCGCAGAGGAGUAAAGCACGGCAUGCGACGACGACGCGACGAAAUCCACAAGACUCGCAAUAUACAUUUCUUCAAGUACGACCGCUGCAAGGACUUCCGAACCCAGACCGCAGUCUGAAGCUAUUGCUGCGAUUGAAGGAAGACCCUGGUAUUCGCGCUGCCAUGACCAAGCACAAAUUCGCUGUUGGGCUUCUUACAGAGAUGGAACCUCUUUCGCAUACGCAGACAACGCACGAAGGAACAAGUCGCAUUCUGGGACUGAAUCGUAAUCAAGGCGAGGUCAUUGAACUGCGAUUACGAACAGAUGCGCACGAUGGAUAUCGCGAUUACAAAACUAUUCGCAAGACAUUAUGCCACGAACUGGCGCACAAUGUCCAUAGUCCGCACGAUAGAAACUUCUGGGACUUGUGUCAUCAGAUUGAACGAGAAGUUGACGCUGCCGAUUGGAAAUCAGGUGGACAUACGAUCGGUGAAACAUCGCGAUACACUGUUUCUGGACGUGAUGAGGAAGAAGAGGAUUAUCCUGAGGACUUUGGAGGUUGGACGGGUGGUGAAUUUGUCUUGGGAGGGGUUAAGAACAAUUCCACUGCUGGGAUGAGUAGACGAGAGGUACUGGCUCAAGCAGCGCUUGAAAGACAGAGAAAGGAGGUUGAUUCUGAGCGAAAGGUGUUGGAGGAGCAUAGACAAAGAUCACCACCCGGUGAUGAAUCCAAGUAACUUAAUGACAUUCAAACAGCGAGGCGUAGGAAUACCCAUAGAAGGCACAGCACAACAUUGCAUAGCAUAAGCAGGCGUUAGCAUUACAAUCUGAUACACUAUAUCCAUACAUUCUGUCCCCUCAAUAAGGAAGAGGAUCCAAGUUCAAUCCCUCAACGCUAAACUUGAACGCAUCGUUUCGCGAAUAACUCCCCGCAGCGUCAAGAUCAAGACGGCCCCUGAU